Molecule: messenger RNA, 2795 nt
Organism: Actinia tenebrosa (Australian red waratah sea anemone)
Lineage: Eukaryota; Metazoa; Cnidaria; Anthozoa; Actiniaria; Actiniidae
Product: calpain-B
Biological process (GO): proteolysis
Cellular component (GO): cytoplasm
Molecular function (GO): calcium-dependent cysteine-type endopeptidase activity; calcium ion binding
Source: RefSeq, a predicted model, not a curated record
UUACGGUCGAGAGCGUUACAUUAGAUGAGCAUGCUCACUGCAAAAGGGCGUUGUGUUGUACUCGAUACCGAGUCGACCAAGUUGCGGAGUGUGUKUCUGUAGCUACUGUGUUCCUUGUAGAAGCUGUUUUUCCUUUUCUUGUUUCAUCUCAGUUUGCAGAAKUUAGUGCUUCAUCAUGAAUAUGGACGAAGUAAGACGCCACGUUCGAAGUACAGGGCGUCCUUACGAGGAUCCUGAAUUCCCCUGCAUCGAUAAGAGCCUGUUCUUCUCCAGAAGACCUCCACGUCCAUUCGAAUGGAAGCGYCCUUCGGAAUUAAGCAGUGACCCCCAAAUGUUUGUUGGUGGAGCAAGUAGGUUAGACAUUCAACAAGGAAUGCUGGGAGAUUGUUGGCUUCUUGCCGCUAUUUCUGCUCUUACUUGUGAGGAUGAGCUCAUGAAAAGAGUUGUGCCCCAGGAUUAUGUUGCCAACAUGAAUGACCGAAAUUACAUUGGUGCACUCAAGUUCAAUAUUUGGCAGUAUGGAGUGUGGUAUGAAGUGAUCAUUGAUGACCGUCUUCCUACUUACAAUGGAAAACUGGUAUUUGUACACUCUAGUGAAAAGAAUGAGUUUUGGAGUGCACUGCUGGAAAAAGCUUAUGCUAAGUUGAAUGGAAGCUAUGAAGCAUUGAAAGGAGGCCAGACUGGAGAGGCUUUGGAAGAUUUCACUGGUGGUCUUUCAGAGUCAUUUGAUCUUARGAAACCUCCCUCAAAUCUUUUUGAAAUCAUGGAAAAAGCCAUGAAGCGCUCAGCAUUGAUGGGUUGCUCUAUUGCUGCAAAAUCAAAUGAAAUUGAAGCAAAACUCAACAAUGGUUUGGUAAAGGGUCAUGCUUACACAGUGACUGGAGUCAGAAGGGUGAAAGCCAGAACUAGGAGUGGUCAGAUUGAUGUGGAACUAGUCCGUAUCAGGAAUCCCUGGGGUAAUGAAAGGGAAUGGAAAGGAGCRUGGGGAGACCAGUCUUCUGAAUGGAGUCUAUUGACAGAUAGUGAGAAGAGGCAGAUGGGUUUGACCUUUGAUGAUGAUGGAGAGUUUUGGAUGUCAUUUAAUGAUUUUAUCAGUAACUACACAACCCUUGAAAUCUGCAUGUUGGGCGCUGAUAGUGCAGUAGAACAAAGCAAAGUUGCUUUUGAAUCUCGUUCAGAGCAUGGAGCUUGGAAUUCUCGUAUUUCAGCUGGAGGAUGCCGUAACUACAUUGAUACCUUUCACAAAAAUCCACAGUACCGGAUCAAGUUAGAAGACAGCGAUGAUGAUGCAGAUGACCUUUGUACCUUCAUUGUGGCUCUUAUGCAGAAGGACCGUCGUAGGGAAAAAAACAAAGGAAUGCAAAUGUUGACAAUGGGAUUUUCAAUCUACAAGAUUGAUGAUCCAAAAUCAACUGGAUUGUUGGACAAAGAAUUUUUCAUGUACCAUGCAUCAGCUGCACGCUCACCAUCUUUCAUCAACAGCCGUGAGAUUGUUGGAAGAUACCAGCUCCCUCCUGGUGAAUAUGCCAUUAUUCCAUCAACCUUCAAGCCUUAUGAAGAUGGAAAGUUCUUACUAAGGAUAUACUCUGAGAAGCCCCAUCAAACCAGUGAAGUGGACCAAGAAACUAAAUUUGCCACAAGAAGGGACAGAAGGCCUCAGAUCACCAAAGAACAAAACUCCAGCCUUGAUGCCAAGUUCAGAGAGUUCUUUGACUCUCUGUCUGGAGAUGAUGAUGAGAUUGAUGCUUUYGAACUGCAACAACUAUUGACUUCUGCUUUCAAAAGAGAUCUUGAUGAUGGUGAUUUCAGCUUGGAAAGCUCCAGGACUAUCAUUGGCAUGUAUGAUAAAGACUUGAGUGGAAAACUGGGAUUUGAGGAAUUCAAAGAAACAAUGCUACAACUGAAAAAAUGGAAGGCUAUCUUCAAUGCUAAAGAUACAGAUAAUUCUGGUUCCAUGGAUGCCUAUGAACUUCGCACGGCAACAAUUGAUGCAGGUUUCUCCUUGAGUAACAAGAUCCUUACAGCCAUAGCAACCCGCUUUGCCAACAAGAAGGGACAUAUUAGCUUUGAUGACUUUGUCCAGAUCAUGGUUCGCCUUAAUGUUCUCUCGAAUACCUUUGAGAAGCAUGAGAAACAUGGCAAUGCUAGCUUCAGGCUUGAUGAGUUCUUCGUCAGUGGAAUGGUUAUCUAACUUUCUCCGUCAUUCAUUUACUCAUGUUCCUUACRAGCAAUAUGUGUCUCUAAAAGAAGCAGCAAAGUACAAGAUUUUUUCACCAAUACCUAGUUUUCAUUCAAGUUUACUUGUAAUUCCCAAUGAUUUUUGAAAUUAUGUAAUCGUUUUAAAAGUAAAAAUACAUUUUCCUUAAGUAAAUUAUGUAGUGAGAUCCUUGGUAAAAAGUCCAGGUCUGUUCUUAUAAUUAAGAAUUAUUGCUAUGUGCACAUUAUAGAAGUGUAACAACAGUGUAUAAAGGUUUGAUACCCUUUUUACUACUAAUAUAAGACUCUUUGUAUUUUCGUGUAAGUURAGUUUGGUAGUAUUAAAUAAAGAGACACUAAACUUUUUUAAUUUGAGUUUAUUUCUUGAGCCAGGMAACCAAGAUGAUUAUUUUAAAGCAUACAAGUACAGUGAUGUUUAAAAAGGGCACUUACUGGCUGUUUUCACUAGACAUUUAUCAUCGCUGUCAUUAUAAAUCAAACUUUCUUUGUUUGGAAAUUAAAUUCAUUAGUGUCACAACAUAAACCCUGUUAUAUUUCUGUAACUUGCUGUAAAUUGAAAUAAAUUACCUUCACUGGCA